Molecule: messenger RNA, 2754 nt
Organism: Penicillium taxi
Lineage: Eukaryota; Fungi; Ascomycota; Eurotiomycetes; Eurotiales; Aspergillaceae
Product: SPX and EXS domain-containing protein
Exons: 7
Coding region: 1-2754 (917 amino acids)
Biological process (GO): phosphate ion transport; cellular response to phosphate starvation
Cellular component (GO): Golgi apparatus; plasma membrane; cytoplasm
Molecular function (GO): inositol hexakisphosphate binding
Source: RefSeq, a predicted model, not a curated record
AUGAAAUUCGCCAAAGAAUUAGAACAAGACCUUGUUCCUGAAUGGCGGGCGAAGUAUCUCGACUACAAGACUGGCAAGAAGAAGGUCAAGGCUGUGACUCGCGCUAUCCAGAAAACCAAAGCUAGUCCUCGUACUCCGUCACUUCGUCACACCGGCCCUAUCUCCUACGGUGCAGAUCACCAGCGUCCGACAUCCUCUCAGAGAACAGGGGACGAUUUAUUUGAUCCACUAUCUCCACGCCGGACCAACAAUAGCUUACAACGUACCCCACGCCCCAAAUCUACCCCAAGGCAAGAGCGGCAGCCCUUACAGACCCCCAAAGCACGUUUCUCCGAACCCGUUGGGAGCUAUGGAAGUAUCCUUAAUACACCCCCGGAGCAUGCAUUGAGUGGAUCAGAUGGACCGCACUUCGAGCUUCCAGACCCCGCCAUCGAUCCCGAUGAGGAGGACUAUGAGUCGCCAAUGGACGAUGGUGUCAAGUCACCCUCGCCCGUCUUGGCCCGUCGCAACACCGAUAUAGCCUCAACAAAGUCAAAUUCAAACAGAACUUCACAUCUCCUCAGGCGCGUGUUCUCUACUACAGAAAAUGAUGGCAGUAGGAAGAAGUCGCAAGCAGACCCUGUUCUCGAGGUCCAGAAGCGGCAGGAUGAGUUCUUCCUGUUCUUGGAUACGGAGCUUGAAAAAAUCGAUUCCUUUUAUCGGAUGAAGGAAAAGGAGGCAACUAAUCGAUUGAAGAUCCUCCGCCAGCAGUUGCACGUCAUGCGCGACCAGCGCCUUCAAGAAAUUUUGGUUGCAAAGGGGGCGGCUCGUAGGUUCAGCUCGGAGUCCUCAAAUCAGCAACAUGGGUUCAUCCAUCCAUCCCGGCUGAAGGAUACCAUUACAGGCAAAGGUCGGAUUGGCAAGAAUUCUCGCGCACUGGCAGAGAUGGCGACCCCCAGGAUGAACAACGCGCAAGACCGGGAAUCAAUCCAAAAUCGAAGCGACUUCAUGCGACGGGAGGAGCCGCUGAAUAACGAAGUCUCCUACCGGUCUGCAAAGCGGAAACUUAAACAUGCAUUGCAGGAGUUUUAUAGGGGUAUCGAGCUCCUCAAGGGAUAUGCUUAUUUGAACCGCACGGCUUUCCGAAAGAUCAACAAGAAGUACGACAAGGCCGUUAAUUCUCGCCCGCCACUGCGUUAUAUGUCGGAGAAAGUCAACAGUACUGCCUUUGUGCAAAGCGAUGUAGUUGACAGUCUGAUGGUAGCCGUGGAAGAUUUGUAUUCCCGGUAUUUUGAGAGUGGGAAUCGUAAAAUCGCUGUCUCCAAACUCCGUCACGGCCUCAAGAACUCGGGAGAUUAUUCACCCAGCACGUUCAGAGCCGGGCUUUUGCUGAUGGCAGGUAUACUUUUUUCCAUCCAGGGACUGGUUUAUGCAGCCCAUCAUUUACACGGUGAAGAUUUGGUCGUGCAUCUUCGGACCAGCUAUCUACUUCAGAUUUAUGGAGGCUAUUUUCUUAUCGUAUUUCAUGUCUUGCUAUUUUGCUUGGAUUGCAUGGUAUGGACCAAGUCAAGAAUCAACUUUGCUUUUGUUUUCGAAUACGAUACUCGGAACGCGCUUGAAUGGCGCCAAUUUCUCGAGAUUCCUGCGUUCCUCAUUUUCCUUUUGGGUCUUUUCCUGUGGCUAAACUUUUCCUGGAUAAAUUCCAUGUACAUCUACUGGCCUGUUGUGCUAAUAGGCGUGACCCUCAUCGUGGUUCUUUUGCCAGCACCUGUACUAUACCAUCGCAGCCGAAAGUGGUGGGCUUUCUCAAAUUGGCGGUUGUUACUUGCUGGUUUCUAUCCCGUCGAGUUUCGUGAUUUCUUCCUCGGAGACAUGUACUGUUCCCAAACAUACGCUAUGGGUAAUAUUGAGUUGUUUUUCUGUCUAUACGCCUCAUUCUGGGGGAACCCAACUCACUGCAAUUCAUCCCAUUCCAGACUGCUUGGCUUUUUCACAUGUCUCCCGUCCAUAUGGAGAGCUUUUCAGUGCAUUCGUCGAUACGUGGACACCAAGAACGCCUUUCCUCAUCUUCUGAAUCUGGCAAAAUACAUAUGCGGUAUCCUGUACUACGCAACUCUGAGUAUGUACCGGAUCAACAAGCAGACACGAUUCCAGGCAGCCUUCAUUACAUUUGCACUUUUGAACGCAUCUUUUGUAUCGGUGUGGGAUUUAAUCAUGGACUGGAGCUUAGGCAAUCCCUACGCCAAGCACCCACUAUUGCGCGACGUCCUGGCUUUUCGUCAUGUGUGGGUAUACUACGUUGCAAUGGUGUUCAACGUAAUAAUCCGAUUCAACUGGAUCUUCUACGCAAUCUUCGCCAACGACAUGCAGCAUUCAGCCGCGCUGAGCUUCUUUGUUGCAUUUUCGGAAGUGAUUCGUCGAGGGGUGUGGUCAAUUUUCCGUGUUGAAAAUGAGCAUUGUACGAACGUGCUCACGUUCCGCGCUUCAAGAGAUGUUCCCCUCCCAUACGAACUGCAGACUACAUCCCCUGGCCUGGAUGGCUCCCAUAGCAAUGAUUUGCCGCUUCAAGAGGCAUCUCCGUUACCGGCUGAUGUCGAAGUUGCGCCUCCACCAAACUCCACACUUCGCGCUCGCACCAGACGUCCGUCUGUUGGUUUACUUCGAAUUGGGUCCACUAUCGCGCAGGCUCAUGCCCAGGAUUUCCAAAGACGAAGACCACAAACUAGUGUGGAAACAUCGGAUGAAGAGGAUGAAGGAGAAGGAAGUGAUGAGUGA